GCUGUCAUCCACACGGGGAGACCAUAACCUUCCUCUUUCCAAGAUCCCCCUUCCAAUUUCCACUCUCCUUCCCCCUUCCUUUCACAUGGUAUAAAUUCAUUCACUCUCAUUGUUUCCCUCACAAACCCAAAAACCCAAUACAUCAAAAGAAACAAGAGCUAAUAACAAUCAAUGGCAGGAGUUGGCAAGAGGGCUGUUGAUGAUUUUGAGGAUCUGCUGCCAGAGAUGGCUGACAAGCUUGGCGGGGAGGGCCUGAUCAGAGAGCUGUGCAAUGGGUUCCAGCUGCUGAUGGACAAGGACAAAGGGGUCAUUACAUUGGAGAGCUUGAGGAGCAACUCUGCUCUUCUUGGUCUGCAGAAUUUGAGAGAAGAUGAGCUUGUGAGCAUGAUGAGGGAAGGUGACAUGGAUGGCGAUGGAGCUCUCAACCAGAUGGAGUUUUGCGUUCUGAUGUUCAGACUCAGCCCUGAGUUGAUGGAGGAAUCUUGGAUUUGGCUUGAACAAGCGAUGCAAGGGGAGCAAGAUAAUAAGAGACGUCAAUCUUGAUCGUUUGAUUUGUAUUUUACUUCCGUCUGUUAUUCAUUUUGGAACUGAAAUAGUCAGGUUGAAAAAUACAGAGAAAUAACAAACACCUUCUUUUGGUUGUAAUAUUACUUGUUGGUACAUAUUCUUAUUCGUUUCGACGAUAACUUUUCUUUCUUAGCCUUUUCUACCGGACUAGACCCGUUGAUGGAAUUUUUCUUUAUUAAAAAUCACAUCAAAUAUCUAUUUGCAUGAGGAGCAUGCAGAGCACUGCAGGCUGCCGCGGCAUUGGAUUUGCUGACUAAAAUACUUAAACAUUUGUCUGUUAUAU
Prunus mume (Japanese apricot) is the source of this 850-nucleotide messenger RNA. The record is from RefSeq and is a predicted model, not a curated record. NCBI's taxonomy places the organism in Eukaryota, Viridiplantae, Streptophyta, Magnoliopsida, Rosales, Rosaceae.